Messenger RNA from Manis pentadactyla (Chinese pangolin), 1981 nucleotides. RefSeq names its product PHD finger protein 23 (gene PHF23). Bases 177 to 1388 code for a protein of 403 amino acids. Gene Ontology annotation, biological process: positive regulation of protein ubiquitination; negative regulation of autophagosome assembly; negative regulation of autophagosome maturation. The transcript has 5 exons. NCBI's taxonomy places the organism in Eukaryota, Metazoa, Chordata, Mammalia, Pholidota, Manidae. The record is from RefSeq and is a predicted model, not a curated record.
AGUGCGGGAGGCAGUGGUAGAGGGAGGUGGCGGCAGCGGCUAGCGGACUCGAGUCACAACCGGGCCUAGGCAGAUACCUCUGUGGAGCAAGGCGGUCGGGGCACCAAGCACCGGAGGCAGCACCGGGAUCCCCAGCUCGGGAGGGGAGCGCCGGACCGGGAGGAGGGGAGGGGGCGAUGCUGGAAGCCAUGGCGGAGCCCAGUCCCGAAGAUCCACCUCCGACCCUUAAGCCAGAGACUCAGCCACCAGAGAAACGUAGGAGAACAAUUGAGGAUUUCAACAAAUUUUGCAGUUUUGUUUUAGCCUAUGCUGGUUACAUUCCCCCCAGCAAAGAGGAAAGUGACUGGCCAGCCUCUGGCUCCAGCUCUCCAUUGAGAGGUGAGAGUGCAGCAGACAGUGAUGGCUGGGACUCUGCCCCCUCCGAUCUCCGAACCAUCCAGACCUUUGUUAAGAAAGCAAAGUCAUCCAAGAGAAGGGCAGCUCAAGUAGGUCCUACCCAGCCAGGACCCCCAAGGUCCACUUUCUCUCGUCUGCAAGCCCCUGACAGUGCCACCCUGCUUGAGAAGAUGAAGCUCAAGGACUCUCUCUUUGAUUUAGAUGGGCCCAAAAUGGCAUCUUCACUGUCCCCCACAUCCCUGACCCAUGCUUCCCGGCCCCCUGCUGCUCUUACCCCAGUACCCCUUUCUCAAGGGGACCUCUCCCAGCCGCCUCGAAAGAAGGACCGAAAGAACCGGAAGUUGGGGCCAGGAGGGGGUGCUGGCUUUGGUGUGCUUCGGAGAUCUCGGCCAGGCCCUGGGGAUGGGGAAAAGAGGUCUCGAAUCAAGAAAAGCAAGAAGCGGAAGUUAAAAAAGGCAGAGCGGGGGGAUAGACUCCCACCUCCUGGGCCUCCCCGGGCACCCCCCAGUGAUACAGACUCUGAAGAGGAGGAGGAGGAAGAAGAGGAGGAGGAGGAGGAAGAGAUAGCCACAAUGGUAGGGGGUGAAGCCCCAGCCCCUGUGCUACCUACACCCCUCGAGGCUCCUAGGCCCCCUGCCACAAUGCACCCUGAAGGAGCCCCUCCUACUGACAGCGAAAGCAAGGAGGUGGGCAGCACUGAAACAAGCCAAGAUGGAGACGGUAGCUCCAGUGAAGGCGAGAUGCGGGUCAUGGAUGAGGACAUCAUGGUAGAAUCAGGUGAUGACUCAUGGGAUCUGAUCACGUGUUACUGCCGAAAGCCCUUUGCCGGGCGGCCCAUGAUUGAGUGCAGCCUGUGUGGGACGUGGAUCCACCUCUCCUGUGCUAAGAUUAAGAAGACCAAUGUCCCUGACUUCUUUUACUGCCAGAAAUGCAAGGAACUGCGGCCAGAGGCCCGGAGGUUAGGGGGGCCUCCUAAAUCUGGAGAGCCGUGAUACUGCCAUCUCUAGGCUGGAACUUCCAAACGACAAUAUAUCUUGAGAACUAAGCCUCAGGGUCCUGAGCCUAAUCCCUGGAGCUUCGAUUAUUGUCCCACUUCAAGGCAGGAAUUACCAAGGGAGACUGGUUUGGAAAUGAGUGUCCCAUGUUUCUACCCCACCUACCCUUCCUUUCUACCUUGUGGACUUGAACGCGGGCCCGUUACAGUUGGGGGUUGGGGGUGGGAGGCUGUCUGGGUCCCUAGAGACUUAAUCUCUGCCCCUCAGACCUGCUGCCACUUCUCACUUCUCUGGGCCAGGGUUGAAACUGGGAUGGAAAUGGGACAGUCUAUAAAACUCUAGUGUAAAUACAGCACUCCCCUCCAUCAUCUAUUUCCCAUUUAUUCUACUCCGGUUGUGUUUUUAUUUUGGACUUCCCCUUUUGGGCAUGGCAGCUCAGAGGUGGAGUACCAACUAGAGCCUGGCCCAGGGAGGAAGGAAAACAGGUGACGAUUCUUUCACUCACCUCUUUUGUUUUUAAUAAUAUUGGCCAGCUAUUUGUACAGACAGCCUGCGUGUUGUAAAUAAAGCGGAGUGGGCUCUUUUGUGUU